CUUAAACUUCAAUAAAAUGAAAAUGCUAAUUAAAUUGCUCAUAAUAACGAUGUGCUUCAUUUUAAUGAGCCUGCAAAGCGCCAGCACAACUCCACAUCGUCAUCAUAAUCACGAUCACCAACAUGAUCACAAUCACCACCAUAAUCACGAUCACAAACAUGAUCACAGUCACAAUAGCAGGAAUAUUGCAAAUAAUGAAGCGGAUGACGAAAAUACAGACAUCAAUGAAACGCUUGAAGACGAGUUUGAAUCAGAUAAAUUCUGUGAGUGGGAUAAGUGUGAUAAAGAUAAGGACUUAAGGGAACCAAGAGGUUUUAGUAAAUAUCUGGACCUUCAAUUCUUGAAAAAAUUAGUCAAAAACUUAAAUCCAUUCUCAAAGGGAGAUAUGCAGAUGAGAUAUUUUCUGUUUAAAAAAGAUUUUUCCGAAUGUGGUCACGAGAUUUUCUUAGGUGACAACAGUAUAUUCACAUCGGGACUGAAUGCAACCCAUCCAACAAGAAUUGUUGUACAUGGUUGGAUGAGUGGUACGCGCGGAUCCUUUAAUCGUGAUGUUAAAAACGCUUACCUCAGUCGCGGUGAUUAUAACGUUAUUGUUGCGGAUUGGAGUGCAAGCGCUACAAAUUUAAAUUAUUUCUCAGUGGUUAAAAUGAUUGAGGGUUUCGGUGAACAGUUAGCCAAAUUUACUACAUAUUUACACGACAGCAUGCAAGUCAAUUAUGAUGACAUAUACGUUAUCGGUCAUUCAUUGGGCGCACAAAUUGCUGGUGCAGCUGGAAAACGUCUUAAGCCUGCGCAGUAUAAUACAAUAUUUGCGCUGGACCCCGCUGGACCCAAAUUUAGAAAACGUAGCAUUGAAUGUCGUAUUGAUCCUACUGAUGCCAAAUAUGUUGAGUCUAUGCAAACAAGUGCUAAUUUGGGCUUUUUAGAGCCAACUGGCAGUGCCACAUUCUAUCCAAAUUAUGGUUAUUAUCAGCGUAAAUGUUAUUAUCUGGGCUGUUCACAUAUACGUGCUUAUAAAAUGUUUGCCGAAUCCAUUGUGUCCAAAAUUGGUUUCUGGGGUACGCGGUGCCAGCGUUCCAACAAGGACUUCGAAUGUAGUGAACAGCCAAAUGAUUUCUUUCGAAUGGGAGGAGAACCUUCAGUACCAAAGGCUGGUAUAUUUUAUGUUAAGACGGGCACAAGUGAGCCUUUUGCUUUAGGUCGUAAUAUUACUGUUUAAGCAAAUAUAAAUAAGAUUGGAUAUAGAGAGGAUUAAAUUUAGAUAUUUCAUAUAUGUAUAUUCGUUGUAAGCAAAACCCACCAAA
Messenger RNA from Teleopsis dalmanni, 1304 nucleotides. RefSeq names its product phospholipase A1. The record is from RefSeq and is a predicted model, not a curated record. Lineage: Eukaryota; Metazoa; Arthropoda; Insecta; Diptera; Diopsidae. The transcript is spliced from 3 exons. Gene Ontology annotation, molecular function: lipase activity. Gene Ontology annotation, biological process: lipid metabolic process. The coding region runs from base 17 to 1219 and encodes 400 amino acids.